GCCCGGCCCCGGGAUGGCAUGGACCACCAUGGACAUAGCCAUCAUGGCAGGAGUGAUCACCGCCGUGGCCUUCUUCCUGGUCGGCCUGCUCCUGCUCAUACUGCACUACAUGUACCGGCACAAGGGCACGUACCGCACGCAUGAGGACAAGGGCACGGAGUUUGCCGAGAGCGCAGACGCGGCCCUGCAGGGCGACCCGUCGCUCCAGGAUGCUGGGGACAGCAGCAGAAAGGAGUACUUUAUCUGAGGGCACAGACCUCACCUCCCCCAACGCCUCCUCCUACUCCAGGACUUCACCACCAAGCAGACUUCCAGAGCACCCCCUCGGCCCAAGCCACACGUGUGGCCUGGAACCCUGGGCUGGGGCGAGGGAGGAGAGGAGGAGCCCAGCUGGGGAGGCCCCUCCCAGGGACGGUGACCCCCAGGUGCCAGCCUUUGUCUGCAGGGGAAAUUCGGGGUCCUCUGGGCAGUGCAGUUGUCAUCGGGGCACGUGUGAGUCCCUGCUGGGUGUGAGCGGGGUGGGGGCUGGGGAAGCAAGAAAUGAGUCAGGCUAUGCUGACAGGGACGAUGGCAUCAAAUGUCAGUCCUUGACAUUUGGGGGAGCAGCAGGUGACUGAGCUGAAGCGCCUUUGUCUUCCAUUGAUCCACCUCUAAGUGAUAGGAAAUAAAUUUGAAACAUAACUGAGCA
Messenger RNA from Myotis lucifugus (little brown bat), 688 nucleotides. RefSeq names its product glycophorin C (Gerbich blood group) (gene GYPC). Bases 14 to 247 code for a protein of 77 amino acids. Lineage: Eukaryota; Metazoa; Chordata; Mammalia; Chiroptera; Vespertilionidae. The record is from RefSeq and is a predicted model, not a curated record. Gene Ontology annotation, cellular component: cortical cytoskeleton; membrane. The transcript has 2 exons.